Molecule: messenger RNA, 2810 nt
Organism: Epinephelus lanceolatus (giant grouper)
Lineage: Eukaryota; Metazoa; Chordata; Actinopteri; Perciformes; Serranidae
Product: meprin A subunit beta-like
Biological process (GO): proteolysis
Cellular component (GO): membrane
Molecular function (GO): zinc ion binding; metalloendopeptidase activity; protein binding
Source: RefSeq, a predicted model, not a curated record
CAGUUUAAUUUUCACUGUGUAGAGCAGUGUUCCUCUCAGUGAACAGCAGAUACAUUUCUCUCAGAACAUCAUCACCUUCCAGGAGAGACGGCCGGCUGAAAUCCAGUCUAAAAAGGCAUUUAGCAACUUCAGUAGAUCAUCGGUUAUGUUCUAAAACAAAGGAAGAGCAUUUCUCCAGGCGCAGCAGGGCUGAGGCAGGUUGAGUGUGUCUGCAGCUGGAGCCAUGGCACUCAGGUGCAUCAUUCUGUUCUAUGGCCUUGGACUGGCAACAGCUAAGCUUACAGGUGAUACAGAAACUGAUGUUGAUGAAGGUCAUGACUGGGACAUCUUUGACAUCAAUGAAGCUGCAGGGCUGAACCUGCUGGAAGGAGAUAUCGAACAGGACAAAACAUUCAGAAACACCAUCAUAGGAGACAAGUACCGCUGGCCAACAACCGUUCCCUACUACCUAGAGGACAGCCUGGAGAUGAAUGCAAAGGGAGUGAUCCUGAAGGCAUUUGACCAGUACAGACUGAAGACCUGCCUUGACUUCACACCAUGGAAAACAGAGAAGAACUACAUCUCUGUGUACAAAGGGAGCGGAUGCUCCUCCCAUGUAGGCAACCAGCGUGUGGGGAAGCAGCAGCUGUCCAUUGGUAAAAACUGUGAUACUCUAGGAAUUGUUGAGCAUGAGUUCCUGCACGCUCUGGGCUUCUGGCACGAGCAGUCCAGAGCUGACCGUGAUGAUUACAUCACCAUCAUGUGGGGAAACAUCAAAUCAGGUGAAGAGCACAACUUCAUAAAAUACAAUGACACAGUGUCCAGCGCGCUCGGCGUUCCCUACGACUACGGCUCUGUCAUGCACUACGCCAAGACAUCCUUCAGCAUCAGCUCCAAGCCCACCAUCGUCACCAAGAACCCCCAGUUCAUGGAUGUGAUUGGUCAGAAGAUGGGGCUCAGUGCUAGUGACCUAACCAAGCUCAACCGUCUUUACAACUGCACCAAGUCUUCUACCUUUGUGGACAGCUGUGACUUUGAGGAGGAGAACAUUUGUGGGAUGAUUCAGGCUCCUGGCCACGCAAAGUGGGAACGACGUAGUAGUGCCCGUGGAGGGCCUAAGACUGACUUCUCCAACAUGGGACAGUGCAAAGGAAAAGGCUACUUCAUGCACUUCCGCACAGCCUCUGCUACAUGUGGUGCCCGUGCUUUCCUGGAGAGUCGUUGGCUUUACCCCAAACCUGGUGCCCAGUGUCUGCAGUUCUUCCUUUAUAACAGCGGGGCAGCUGAUGAUGUUCUCAAUAUCCAGGUGCGACAGUAUGACAAGGCCAACCCCAGCGGUAAACUAAAGCUCUUCAAGAGAAUUUCAGGAGGUGUCAAGGGCUCCUGGGAACUGCAUAACAUCAAUCUGAAUAUGACACAGAAGGCCCGUGUGGUUUUUGAGGGUGUGAGGGGAAAGAAACCCUCAAAAGGAGGUUUCUCUUUGGAUGACAUUAACCUGUCAUCCACCAAGUGUCCCCAACACACCUGGCACAUCCGCAACAUUACAGGCCUGCUAGCCACCACACCAGCAGGAGAAAAAUUGUACAGCCCUCGCUUUCUGUCACCAGCUGGUUACUCCUUCCAGGUAGGUGUGUACAUGAACGGAACAAGUGACCAUCCAGGGUACUUGGCCACCUUCUUCCACCUGACUUCAGGCCCCAAUGACUACAAACUCAAGUGGCCAUGUCCGUGGCAGCAGGCAACUCUGGCCCUGAUGGAUCAGCAAUCUGACAUCAGACAGCAAAUGAACAUGCACAAAAUGCUCACCACUGACCCCGACAUGAAGUUCUCUGAUGGCACUGAGUACUUCUGGGAUAAUCCCAGGAAAGUGGGCUCUAAAGUGUGUGAGUCUGAUGGCAGCUUUUACUAUCGAGGCCCAGGCUACGGAACGACUGCCUUCAUCAGCCACAGCAGACUAAAGAGCAGAAACUUCAUCAAAGGAGACGAUGCCUUCUUCCUCUUCAGUCUGGAAGAUAUAUCUGAUCUGUUGGUAUCUCAGCCUCUUCCCCGCUCUGCAGUCCUAUCUGAUGCAGGUCUGAUGAAGGCUGCAGACCAAGGUGCUCUGCAGGUAGCUGCUAAUAAUCCCAUUCUUUUUACAGCUGUGGCAUCUUCUGUGGCAUCAGCUAUGUUGGUGGUUUGUGUGCUGAUCAUAGGGAACACCUGGGGGAUGAGGAGGAGGAGACAGCAGAUCGACAAGGUGGCGAUCCUACAGGAUAUACCUGGAUUCAUGGUAUUAAACAUUAGGUAGCAGCCAUCCCAACAUUUUACAUCUCCUCUCACCACUCCAUGAUGUCCCGGUUAAAGGAAUCUAUCUAUCAUAUUUUCAACCCACUUUGGAUCAAACUACGCCCACCUCCACAAGACGAAGGUGGGCAACCAGAUGUCAAGGACUGAUCACUGGCUGUCAGCCUACUGCUAGCCAGCCCUCUGCACAAUGCACCUACAGCCCCUCCAUUUUUAUGCUCCAAUUUAUGGUGGAAAUGUUUUUAUUUACAUCAAGGAAAACACAAAAUUCAGGUGUCAGGUAACAAUUCAAAAUAUAAAGAUAUAAUGUAUUAUAAUACAGUAAGGCUCUCAGACAUUCUGUAUUGCUUUCAAAUAUUUACUCUCUUGCAGCUCAACUUUUCUCAUUUAAUGUUAUCACUGCUGAGUCAACACACAUGUAGGCAUGAUUUACUCAGUCCUCCUUUGUGUCUUUUGUGUUGGAUAAGUAACCUAUGCAAGUAAGAUAUGCAUGUGGCACCAUUUCACAUUAUUGAUAGAUUAAUUCAUUAAAAACACCUGGAUUUCAA